AUGCUAACAUGCAGUCUCCAAUUGGCCCUAAUCUCAGAAUUCGCUGAUGAAUAUGUGGAUUAUAACGGAAUAAAGCAAAAAAUCCAAUUUGUGGCUUCCAACCCCACAAGUAAGAACGCAUAUUUGCAGCGGGCUCCAGAUGGUUCAUGGCCUAAGGGUUCACCAGACGAGAUGUUGGUUGCAAAUCUAGAAAAAGUAGUCAAUUUUUUCUCUACAAACAUUUCUCAGCUCAAUGCUUAUAUUUCUCGUCUCUCGAACGAGGAUGAUCUAGAAAUAACCAAUCAUCGAUCUGGUUCUAUAAACGAAACUCAAGAGCGAAAUAAACAAAUAAAGGAUUUGGAUUUACGAUUACAAAAACUUUCUUCUUUUGCUGAAUGGAACAAGUUGGCAUUUGAAAAAUUGUCGGCCAACAUGGACAAGCAUCUUGGUACCGACCGCGAAACCACUUUUUACGAACGUAAAGUUAUGAAGCUGGAUUUUGCCAAUUCGGCAAAAAUUUACGAAACCCUACUCUCUUUGAAGGCAUUGGACAGUUCUCAAAAAAAGACAGAUACCUUAAAAAAGCUAGAGCAUAUAUCCUCGAAACAUCCGAUAAAGAAAGACUUGCUUACAUACAUUCAACAGGAUGACGUUAGAGAGAUUGCUGAAACCUGUAUCAACGCUCCCGAAACCGUCUUGAUUGAUAUACUUGCUGCUACUAUUGUUGCUGCUGCUAAAGCUUGCAUGAGAGAAGUCGUUGGAAGAAUGGGACUUCGAUCGGAAUGUCUCGCUUCUGCUUUACGUCGUGCAGUGAAUAACCUAGAUGGUCCCGGUCAUGGCGUGUACUGCUUUUUAGAAGUUGUCAAGGACAUAUGCUCUGUCAUAUAUUUAGAAAAAGACCAUCUUAAUUCUCUUUUAACACGAAUCCUCUCUGUCGAGAGAAAUAGCAAGGGGCAAACAGUCAUGCACUCAGCUGCUGAAGCUGGCUUCUAUACGUUAUGUUACGAAUUUUGUAAAAUCAUAUCGUCCAUCCCUUCAGCGGAACCUCUAAAUUGGAUGCGUCCUUAUUGGUUUGACAUUAUGCAUGAUACCCCUUUAACCUUGGCUAUUAGAGGCAACCAUGUAAAAGUGUUGCAUGCCCUUUUAUCUUGUCAAGACAAAAGUACACCUUCAACCAAGCCCGGCCCAAUACCUCCAUUGGUAUUGGUAUGCUUGGUAGGAGACAACGCAGGAAUGAUCAAAGAACUCCUGGAUGCCGGUUUCGAUGCUAAUGAGCACGAUGCAAAAGGAAGUAGUGCUCUGCACGCUGCUGUUCGAAACCACCGCUCAAGUUGUGUAGAAAUGCUGAUAAAAUACGGCGCAGAUCAAAAUACACGCGAGGCCCCCUUUUCAUGGACGCCAUUGAUGCUUGCCAGUGCUCUCGGAUUUUCAGAAAUUAUUAAGGUCCUUAUUCAAUUUGGCUCAUCCGUUGAUGAGAUUGACGCUUCUGGUUGGACAGCAAUGGAACAUGCCGUUGUUCGUGGAAAAAUGGAGGUACUCGAUUUGUUGCAAACGUCUGUAACUUUGAGUGAUGGUCCUGUGAAUCUAGAUUCUUUAUCCGUAAAAUCAUCGGGAGCAGAGAUGAGAAGCCGAAAACGAGCUAUGGAGAUUCAACCCUCUUCGUCUAUUGUGAUUUUGAGAUUGAGUGGCUUAACCGGACGUAUACGUGUCACACUUGAAGGUGAAGAAGCUCAAUACCUCUCCGGUAAGGCAUCGUCUUCUGUCGGUUCCUCCAAAUCAUCGACAGCUGAUUUACCGUCUACUAGUCUUGCGACUAAUAUACAAGCAACUUCAUCAGAAUCAUCUAUGUUUCGUGAAAAGUCUACAAGCUCUAGUGUGGUUAUUGAUGUGCCUCGUUCGCAUUUUGACAAUGUUGGUGAGGUUGAUUUUGAAGAUGUGGUUGAACCGGAUGAAGCAAUUGACGACUCUGUCUAUAUGCAUUAUGAAGCUACCGAGGAGAUAAACGUCAAAUCCGCUGUUGCAUCUCCUCCUUAUGAGUUGGUUUUUGCCACGAAGAACAUUGAUAAAACCACUGUUUGUAUUGACGCUUUAGGCCACAGGUCCUUGAAGGUAAUUGGUAGAGCUUACGCUCAAUUGAGCGACUUUAUUCCAAAUUUAGGUAAAGGUAUGCAGUCAUUAAAACCGCUCCCUUCCCUUACUUUGUUAUCCAGUAAAGGACUAAAACCGAUUGCGAAAAUUCAUGUCGAUGCAUUGGUGUCUACCGCUCCGGAUAAAAAUAUUCUAAAGCUGGGUUCCGAACGCGUUCACGGUGCUAAUUCCUUAGAGUCGGUCUCAAAUUUUGAUAGAUCGACUUUAGAGGAUCACGAUGAAUCACCUGCUACAUCGAAAUCGCCUUCGGAAUCCGGGAAAUCAAACAGCGUAGAGGUUAUAGGGCACCGUGGAUUAGGAAAAAAUCAACCUGAUCGUUUGACUUUACAACUCGGUGAAAACACAGUCCAAUCUUUUAUAAAAGCUGCUGAUUUGGGUGCUUCCUACGUUGAGUUGGAUGUUCAACUAACGAAAGAUAAGGUUCCUGUUGUAUACCACGAUUUUGCCGUUAAUGAAACAGGAACUGAUGCUCAGGUUCAUUCUUUAACCUUGGAACAGUUUUUAUCAGUUUCGCAUAGCCCAUCUGACAAAAAAAUGGCGGAUGAUCUCCAUGAAUACAGUCUUAAGCGUCGUCCUCGUGCGUAUAGCUCUUCAGUAUCAAGAUCUUCAGAUACUCAUCUGGAUUUAUUGAAUUUACUGAAUUCUCAAGAAGAGCCUUCGAAUACGAAGCGUAAGGUUUAUAAAGGAAACGCAUUGGGACAUAGCAUUUGUGCUCCUUUUAAUACUUUACGUGACAUCUUGGAAAAGGUUCCUCAAUCGGUAGGAUUAAAUGUUGAGUUUAAAUAUCCAAUGCUGAGUGAGGCCGAGGAGGAGAAUCUUUUACCUGUCGCAUAUGACUACAAUGCGUUCGUGGAUACUAUUCUUUCCGUGAUACAAAAGUAUGGAGGUCAUAGACGAUACAUUUUCUCUAGUUUCAAUCCAGAUAUUUGUAUCUUGUUGUCACUAAAAUGCUCUGUACCUGUUCUGUUCUUAACAGAAGGUGGUACAGCUUUUCGAACUGAUGCCAGAGCAGCCUCCCUUAAGGAUUCUAUGAGAUUUGCUGCCCAAUGGAAUUUGCUUGGUAUUGUAAGUGCUUGUGAGCCUUUGAUCAAAACUCCACGGUUAAUUAAAGCUGUAAAGCAAUUGAAGUUGACUUGCUAUACGUAUGGUGUUUUAAACAACGACACAGACAAUGUAAGACGCCAGGUCCGAUUUGGUGUGGAUGCCGUUAUUGUCGAUAAUGUAUUAGCGGUUAGAAAGGCACUUAACCAAAAUGAAAACUGA
Messenger RNA from Schizosaccharomyces osmophilus, 3390 nucleotides. It is a transcript of the gene gde1, whose product is annotated as glycerophosphoryl diester phosphodiesterase Gde1. Bases 1 to 3390 code for a protein of 1129 amino acids. Gene Ontology annotation, biological process: glycerophospholipid catabolic process. Gene Ontology annotation, molecular function: glycerophosphocholine phosphodiesterase activity; protein binding. The transcript has a single exon. The record is from RefSeq and is a predicted model, not a curated record. Lineage: Eukaryota; Fungi; Ascomycota; Schizosaccharomycetes; Schizosaccharomycetales; Schizosaccharomycetaceae.